Molecule: messenger RNA, 3762 nt
Organism: Paramuricea clavata
Lineage: Eukaryota; Metazoa; Cnidaria; Anthozoa; Malacalcyonacea; Plexauridae
Source: the annotation of a GenBank genome assembly
AGUGCGUCAAGAUAUGAUCUUUCUGAACUGGUUUCAAUGGGAAAAUUUUUUGAAGAAAAUGUAAAGGAAUUUAUGGAAACAAAACUGAACGAUUUGCGCCCGGUAAUUUUUACUCAUUAAACUCUUUUAACGAGUUAAGUUAUUUGGCGUUGGACAGAGUGAAAGAUAAACACUUACUGAGACGGAGCGUAUGGCUCAGUUAACAUAUAUCAUCCACAGAUAUCAUGCUAUAAUUUAUUUUCACGAAUAUUUUCUUGAUGACAACCAAAUAAUAUGUUGCACCUUCACAUUCAUGCAUGGCUCUGAGGAAGUUUUUACUGAUUUUCAUCAAUACGCAUGCCCUGAAAGUUUAUUUUCAGGUAAAUCAGUUAACAAACGUUUAUGAAAACAAAGUUAAUUACUCUUACAUUUAGGCAAUGUCUUCCGAAUUACGUGAUCGUAUCAAUGAAGAUGCAGAGAUGGCACGAGAGGCAAUAAGAAGAGUUAUUGAAAUUCAUGGGUUGGGUUCAUACAACGAAGAGGUAAAAUCUUUUCGACUGCUUUCAUGCGACAAGCUCACUCCCUAAUACAAACAAGUUACGGCAGUGGUGAGCGAAUGACAACAACUCGAGAGAGUGGAGGUGAAGAACCUCGGGUUGAGGUAAUGACUUCCUUCUCCUGGAUGAAGUAUUUGUUCAUCCUGAAAGCCAACAUAUAUUCGUUCUGAGUUGGAAAAAUUCAAAAGAACGUCUCAACGUCUCAAAAAUAGUGAACAAUCCUCUCUCCUUGAUAAUUAAUAAUGGGAAUUUCAGGAGGAAAAUUACAGAAUUGCAGGAAUGAGAAGAAUCAACGGGAAACGUGGCACGGGAUCCCUAGCAUGGCAUUAUCGAUUAAGAACCAUCAUUGUGUAUGCCAUAUUUGAUUUUCUUAUUUUAUCUUUCAUAGAGUGACAAGAAUUCUCUUUCGAGAGGAAAAGGAGUGUUUGGUCUGGGAAGGUUAAGAAACACGAAAAGACCUGACUUGCCAAAAGCUAACACUGCGCCAGCUGGUACGUACAUAUGUAAGCUGCUGUUUCUGCUUGUCAUUCAUCAUUAACCUCGAUUCGCACUGAAUUUUGGCGAACUUAAUUAAAACUGAACGUUCCAGAUUCUUCAUUCAGAUAGAUGGCGUUCAUGACAUAAGAAUUUCCAAACUAUUUUAAAUAUAUGUCCUGAAAUGACUUGGUCAUGACAGUUUUGGUCUACAGUUUCUGAAGUUUCAAAUUAGUUUUCCUUCAUACCCUUCAACAUCAUAUCCAUGCAGAGACUUUACAGUGAAAAGGUCGACCAAGAUCUUUUACUGUAAAGAUAGAUUACAUUUCUUUCUAGAAUGACCCAAAUAUUAAACUUUUAAUAUAAAGAUAGAUUACACUUCGUUUUUGAAUGACCCUGGAAGUAUUGCACAUACUAAAAAUCAUAUUUGCAUACCCCAUGCAAAUAUGAUUUUUAGUAUGUGGAAUACUUGGGUUUAUAGUGGCAUUUUAACAUUUGUGUUGUUUGUCAUUAGGUGGAAUGAUCCAGUUCUGGAGAGUGUCUGAAGUGUGUGAAUGGUUAAAAAGUAUCGGCUUGGGAGAAUAUCGGGAAAUAUUUACGUUGUUUGAAAUCGGAGGUGAUCGACUGCUGCAUCUUGAUAAGGAACAACUCAAGGUAAGGUUUAUCGUAUUAAUAAAGCCACGUAUUUAUUGAUUUAAAUUAAGAACCUUACGAGGUCCGUUUCUCUUGUUUUCUCCCGAAUCUUGUAUUCUCCCGUUACGGAUUUUUCAUCUUCAUGCUCAAAUUAGUGAUACCGAAACGAACAUUUCACGUUGUUUGUACAUUCAGGACGCCAUUUACGGCGUUUUGAAAACUUUGAUUUUCCUAUACAUUUGACUGGGAUUUGCCGCUGCAGUGAAGAUUUUAAUUCAGAGGUCCAUUUUUGGAAAAAAAACUGAAGUUAGUGAGAGGAAUUGAGUGGUUCAUGCGAUAUUUUUCUCAACGGUUUGUAUAUAUCUUUAGCUCAAUUGGGUUCUGUUACCACAUUCGGGGAUAAUGGAUUGAAGCCUUUGUACUGUAGAUCUACAAUUUCCUGCAGGGAGCUUUACAGCUUGUACAUACAAGCAAAAAAAACAAAACAAAAUAUAACUGUCAACUGUUGCAUAAUUAUUGUUAUCCAGAUUCCCCAAGUGUCCGCUAUAGUAUGUACCAAUGAUAAUUUGUAUAGCCAUGUAAAAUUUGUUUUUUAUCAAUUACACAGAAUAUGGGUGUAAAUAAGCAGGAACACAGAAAGAAGAUCCUUCGAAGCAUCAAAAGUUUGUGUGGAGGUCUUCCACCCAGUACGGCAUUAUUGAUCGACAGAACCGAACAUGGAAACCGACUGAAGAUUAAGAAUCUCGAUAUUGAGAAGGACUUUGACAGUCAGUAAAUCAAAUGUCUUAAUGUUGUUUUAAUAGAGAAAGUUGCACGGCGUAACUCUUUCAGGCUUCCUUAUAUGAGCCAGGUUGCGUGGGGAAACUCGUAUAAUUAAGUGCUUUCUCCGUGCCCAAGAGCUUUAGUCCAUCAUGUGGUACAGUGUAGAUCAAAUCUGUUCAAGUUAAUUGCACUUGUCACUCGUUUCCAUUUAGCCCGGCGUAACUAAGUGCUGUUCAUUCAUUUGGUUUGCGUGCUUGCGAACACCAUAUUUUCCGAGCUUCUCUGGAGUCUAUAGAUCUUAACUGGCCUCAGAUUCUGACGAGACUUGAAAAAGUAACUUAGUCAGUGACAUGUCAUAUGACAAUGUUCCCAGAAAUACAGUGGCUAGAUUUGUUAAAGCCUCUAGAUCAGUUCAAUUAGAAAUUAUGAUUUGCUGUACUUUUCCAUCUCACUGAUCGAGCUGGGAAAAAUUAUUUCAGAAAAGACCGAUGGUCUAAGCAUCGGAUAAUAGGGAGCUUUAGCAGCGAGUACGAGUACGAGAUUUGCUCGCGUGCGAGGAAAUCACCGUAGCCGUUCUCGUUUCCGUUCAAAUGUUGCUUUUAUAGUAGUAGACAAACAACGAAAGAAAAAGUUCAUAUAAACUAAAUCUCCUGCAGGCCAAAAUCCCCUACAAAAUGUGCAAAUAACAUUAAAAACAAGCCAGAUAUUUAAUACUAAUAGAUUAUUUGCGCCGGAUAAACGCUACAAAUUAUUUUUGAAAAACAAUUGAAAAACAAUUUUUGUUUUUUUGAAAAGUCGUAGUGAGGACUACGAGAUUUCUCCACAAUUUCGUACUCAGAUGAGUGACGGCUACGACUUUUUCGCGUCAGUACGGGAUGGCGUAAGCAUACAGCAUGCGUUUCGCUUGACAAAUCUCGUACUCGUAGCCGUACUCGUUGCUAAAGCUCCCUAAUGCUCCAGUGACCACGGCCAAUAACCUUAGAACAUAGCCUGCGUCACAGUCGACGCUCGUGGGCGUCUAAUCAGAAGAGGCUGAAUUUGAAUUUCUGACUUAGUUCUCUUCAUGAAUUCAGAACUUUACCUCAAUUCAGUAUUCUUGUCCACGAAUUUCUAUUCUGCAUCAAAUGAUGGACGAUCUUCUCCAUUAAAAUAACAGCUAAUUUCAUGCACGUUCCAUAGUUGAAAUGUAAUAAUAUAGAAUGAUUUUUAGUAUUUAUUUGUUAGGCUGGUUCCUCCUAACACUUGUAACUUUAUCUGGUAUAAAGAGAGUUUUAUAAAUUGAAUUAUUAUAAAUUAAAUUCUCGUGUAGUUUGUGUUGGUGAUUUUUUUAAGAAGGGUUAUACAGAGACGUGCUGGG